This is a messenger RNA of Drosophila santomea, 443 nucleotides long. RefSeq lists its product as uncharacterized. The record is from RefSeq and is a predicted model, not a curated record. NCBI's taxonomy places the organism in Eukaryota, Metazoa, Arthropoda, Insecta, Diptera, Drosophilidae. The annotation marks the transcript as partial. The transcript has a single exon. Gene Ontology annotation, molecular function: chitin binding.
AGAUGCCAACUGAGGCACUCUGUUUCAGCCAUAGUCCUUCUGUUCCUGGCCCUCUGCGUGGCUAUCAACGCCGACUUUGUCUGCGAUCCCAAUGGCGAUGGUCAGCCCGAUUGCGUGAGUCGCUCCGGAGACAUUUCCCGCGACUUCUGGGAUCCCACCCACUACUGGAGGUGCUCUGGCACCGGACAGGCUGAGCUCGUUGCCUGCGAUCCGCAGACUGGAUUCGAUCCCAAAACUGGAGUAUGCGUGGAUUGGCGCGUUUGGCAGUGGUAUCCGCCAUGUCCCGAAACAUCCACCUAAUCAAUAAACUUCUAAAGUUCUAAAUAUGUACGAUAAGGUUCUACUACUGAAAGUAUUUAUUUGGGGAGCUCUGAUUGAAUGAGGUCUUGGAUAUUCCAGAUUCAAAGUUACUUUACUAUACUAUAUCGAAUCGUUAACGAGUA